CCAGGCGGAAGUGGUUUGUUUCUUAAAAUCCGUCAGUGCUACUGUGCUUGUGUCUUUGAGGACUGAGCUGGGAGAAGGUUGUGUCGCGUCCCGGAUAAAUGUUUGAGCUGUUGAAGCAACAAUGUCUGGAUCUGAGAGUUUGAGAGACUUGAUCAUCGAGCGACUAACUGCUGCUGCUGAAGAAAUAUUCGGACUCUUUGAAAGAACUGUCGUCCAGUACGAGGAAGAGAUCGAUCGUCAGCGCAGACUGCUGGAUAUCACCUGGAAACCUGAGAUAAAGUUACACAGAAUAGACCUCCCACAGCAACAUGUCUGCAAAGAUGAGGAGGUUCCCACUGAGCAGCAGCUCUGUAACCAGGAGAGGAACUCCAGUCUGGACCAGGAGGAACCAGAACCUCCACAGAUUAAAGAAGAUGAGGAGGAACUCUGCAUCAGUCAGCAGGAGACUGAUUCCUUGAUGGAGUCUCCUACUGAUGAAGAAUGUGAGCACAGUGAACCAGAACCAAACAGGGACCAGCUCCUCUCUCACAACUCUCCUGUAGCUGAGAGCCCUGAUCAGAGAGGAGUCGAGCAUGUAGACUCAGAACAACAUCACACUAAUAAUGUAUACAACUCUCUUAUGUCAGAGAAUCAGAGUGAUGCUAACACUGGUAGAAAGUCUGUAACAUGUGAUGUCUGUGGAAAAACAUUCAUUUCUAAGUCCAGUUUGAAAAGACAUUACAGAAUCCACACAGGUGAGAAACCUUACUGUUGCAGAACCUGCGGGAAGAGUUUCAGUACCAGUGAUGGUUUAACUGUCCACAAGAAGAGUCACAGCGGUGAGAAGCUGUGUUUUUGCAAAAUGUGUGGUAGAACCUUCAAUCAAACCUAUAGUUUGAUUCGCCACAUGAUGACUCACACAGGUGAGAAGCCUUAUUCGUGCAAAACAUGUGGUAAAACCUUCAGACAAACAUAUCAUUUAGUCACCCACAUGAGGACUCACACAGGUGAGAAACCUUAUUGUUGCAAAACAUGUGGUAAAACCUUCAGAAGAAGAUACGAGUUAAAUGUUCACGGGAAGAUUCACACGGGUGAGAAACCUUAUUGUUGCAGAACAUGUGAUAAGAGUUUCAUUACCAAUAGUAGUUUAAUCAUCCACAUGAGGAGUCACACAGGUGAGAAACCUUAUUGUUGCAGAACAUGUGGUAAGAGUUUCUAUGUCAGUUCUCAUUUAGUUGUCCACAUGAAGAUUCACACAGGUGAGAAACCUUACUGUUGCAAAACAUGUGAUAAGAGUUUCAUUACCAAUAGUAGUUUAAUCAUCCACAUGAAGAUUCACACAGGUGAGAAACCUUACUGUUGCAAAACAUGUGGUAGAACCUUCAGACAAAGACAACAUUUAACUAAGCACAUGAGGACUCACCGGUGAGGGGCCGUCUUCCUGAAACAUCUAUAGGAAGCCACACUUCCAGAAAGAAGACGUCUACGUCUGCCCGGGACACCGUGGAACUGAUAUUUGAGUUUAUAGCAGGACUUAGAGAGGUCACAGAGUGGCUGAGUUACAGACUUUCUCACUUAAUGUAAUUAUAUCACGUGUAUCUUCUCUAAGUUUUUUUAUUUUAUGUUAUAGAAUAUGUUACAGUAGUUAUCUAGUUCUGGCCUUUUUCCUUGUUUUAUUGGACCUUAUGUAAACAUUAAAGGAUGUCUUUCACUGUAAGAGCAUCAAGCAUUGUUUUCUUCGGAAUAUAUUUAAGGAACUUAAUUAAAUAAAAAAAAGUGUUGAAAUUCUCCUCAAA
This is a messenger RNA of Mugil cephalus (flathead mullet), 1775 nucleotides long. Its product is annotated as zinc finger protein 436-like. Bases 122 to 1408 code for a protein of 428 amino acids. The transcript is spliced from 2 exons. NCBI's taxonomy places the organism in Eukaryota, Metazoa, Chordata, Actinopteri, Mugiliformes, Mugilidae. The record is from RefSeq and is a predicted model, not a curated record. Gene Ontology annotation, biological process: regulation of transcription by RNA polymerase II. Gene Ontology annotation, molecular function: RNA polymerase II cis-regulatory region sequence-specific DNA binding; DNA-binding transcription factor activity.